Molecule: messenger RNA, 560 nt
Organism: Girardinichthys multiradiatus
Lineage: Eukaryota; Metazoa; Chordata; Actinopteri; Cyprinodontiformes; Goodeidae
Gene: acyp1
Product: acylphosphatase 1, erythrocyte (common) type
Exons: 3
Coding region: 164-460 (98 amino acids)
Molecular function (GO): acylphosphatase activity
Source: RefSeq, a predicted model, not a curated record
GUUUUAAAAUUGAGAUCAUUCUGUGCGUGGCGUUGUCGAUUCAGAGCUUAUGCGUAUAUUAAAUCAAAGGUUAAUUAAAUAGCUGGAACAGAGAGCCAUUGUCAUCCCAGACAAAUAAUACGAGACAGAAAUAGAAACAAGCUGUAGAAAGAUAAGGUCCGUGAUGUCCAGUGAAGAACUCAUUUCUGUGGAUUAUGAAGUUUUUGGCAAAGUGCAAGGAGUAUUUUUCCGGAAAUACACUCAAGCUGAGGGGAAGAAGCUUGGCCUAGUUGGAUGGGUCCAAAACACAGAAGCAGGAACUGUGCAAGGGCAGCUACAAGGUCCACGCAGCAAGGUGGAAAAAAUGCAAGAAUGGUUGAAAUCUACAGGGAGCCCCAAGUCCUGCAUCGCCAAGGCCGAGUUCAAGAAUGAGAAAACUAUUGAGAGCCUGGAACACUCAUCUUUUAAUGUAGUCAAAUGAAAUGAGAGGUUCAUUGUGUCUGUAAUAUUAAUAUUUAUGUUAUUAACUUUUUUUCAACUUGUGGUAUUUAAAGCACAUAAGUAAAAAUAUAUGCAUCGUA